CUCUAACUUAAAAUGAUUUUUCAUAUUUUAGGGAGCAGGCUAGCAGGCAGGGCCCAUUACCAACAUCAUAGGAACCUACACAACACAAAACACUGUUGCUGUAUGUAGGUUUUAUUUUAAUUGUGUGUGCAUAUAUAUAUAUAUAUAUAUAUUUGUUUCUAAAUAUAUAUCCAGGUUUUUUUCCCUUUAAAAUUUUUGGGGCCCCCAAGAGUGGGGCCCUAAGCUACAGCUUGUUUAGCUUAUCCGUAAAUCAGGCAGAACCAGGCCAGGAUUUUAAGAUUUGCUCGCCGUCCCAUCGCCAGAUUUGUCACUUGGGGAGCGAUGACAUAUACAUUUUGCCCUCGAGCUUUCUGAACGGUGACUUAUUUACUGCUCCGCCCGCUACAACUGCGUCUCAUUUUUAUCUAGUUUUCAGGGGGGGGGGGAAACGCCAUUGACCGUUGCUGUGUUUUUAUGCCAACCGUUUAUAGAGAUUCUCAUGACUGAGAGAUGCGCAGUUGCCCCUCACGAAACCAUUCGGGCGCCGUCUUCCUCACAGCGCGACCGAGAAGAAAGUGGGAGAGGAAGCCGCCUCAAGCCUCAGCGAAGCGCCGGGCGGGCCGCGCGUGCGCACUACUAGGCCACACCGCCCCCUCAGCGGAGAAAGAGGGAAAGCGGGGGGAAGGGAGGUCGAUCACGUGCGGCGCACCCCGCCAAGCCCGCCUCCUCGGCGCGCUGGUUGGCUCCCCGUUUCCGUCCCCCUCUCAGCCGGUUGGUGGCGCGGCGCCGUCGCUCUGGGGAGCUUUCCGUCUAAAAGGAGCGGGGAGGCAGUGCUGGAGUUGGCAGGUUCGCGGAGGCCGGAAGUCGUAGCCGAGUCCGUUAAACGGUCUUUCCUUGAGCGCUCUUCGGCUUCCCGCUCCCGCGCGGCCCGUUUGCUUCCGUUGGCUCCUUCCUGCCCCGCCCCUCCCUCCUCUUGCGCCCACCAUGGCCGAGUUCGAUCUCUUCAGCUCCCCUCAGCCGGCGGCGGGAAACGGAGCGCUGGGCGGCGGCGGCGGCGGCGGCGAUGAGGACCCGGCCGCCGCCUUCCUGGCCCAGCAGGAGAACGAGAUCGCGGGCAUCGAGAACGACGAGGGCUACAGCAUCCUGGAGAACGGCGAGGUGCCGGCGGGGAUGCAGGAGGGGCUGUCCGCGGGUAAGCCGGGGGGGGCGCGGAAAGCUGCGUUCACGUGAUGGCUGGCACGUGUGAACGGGCUGACGCGGGUAUAGUUCCUCCUCCACGGCUUAGAACUCUUGCAGUAUUGGAGGGGGGGAUGGCAACUAUGGGGUAGCGCGUUCAUGUGGCGCUUGUUCGGAGACGGGGCGGAGUAGAGAUUGGGGGAGCGAAGGUAGUGAGGUGUAGUGGUUAGAGCAUGCUAAGCAGUGUUCGAAACUGAGCUAUGAAAGCUUAGGAGCUAAAUGGCACCUUAAACCUAGGUUAUGGGUGCAACAAUGGAACGUCUAGGCACACUUUUUAAUAAGAAUACAAAGUGGAAAAUGAAGGAACUGCAGCUAAAAUAUUAAGUUCAUUUCUCACAUGGUUUAGUCCUUCCCCUGCUCCCCCCCCAAUAUUCUUAAGAGCAGGGGUAGGCAACCUAAGGCCCGGGGGCCGGAUCUGGCCCAAUCACCUUCUAAAUCCGGCCCGUGGACGGUCCGGGAAUCAGCAUGUUUUUACAUGAGUAGAAUGUGUCCUUUUAUUUAAAAUGCACCUCUGGGGCAUAGGAAUUCAUUUAUUAUUUUUUUCAAAAUCUAGUCCAGCCCCCCACAAGGUCUGAGGGACAGUGGACCGGCCCCCUGCUGAAAAGGUUUGCUGACCCCUGGAUUAGAGAGUCUUACCUGGGCGAGACCAGUGUUCAAAUCCCCCACUCAUGGCGUGACCUUGCGACGGAGGCCAGUCAAUGCCUCUCAGCCUAGUCUACCUCGCAGGGUUGCUGUGGGGAUGAGAUGAGGACGGGCGGAACCAUAUGCGAUGCCUUGAGGUGCUUGGGAGGGAAAUGCGGCCAGUCAAGUGACUGGAUCUCAUCCAUUUGCAUAGCCUGCUUUCGUCCCUACUUCUGGAACACGAGAAUCACAUACAAUACAUACAAGCUGCUACUUAUUACAUGUGUGAACCGACAUGAUCUGCCUUUAACUGUUUUCUGUAGUCAGUUUAAAUUGUUCAGCAGAUCCAGCAUUGUGUGACCCACCCGAGAGACUCUGUUCAACAAAAUGUUCUAAGUCAAUAAAUAUAGUAAUUAUAUUUGAAAUGUAUAGCGCUUUGAUUUAAUGUUCUCCUUUAGUGAAAUAAAAAAGAUAAAACGUUUAUUAAAAACUUACCCACACCAGGAUUCUGCAGUUCAGAUUUGCUGCUUCUGAGGCAGCCUCUACACACAUCUUAAGGAUCAAUUCUCUUCUGUCCUCGUAAGUUUUUGGAUUCAGCUGGGUAUAUUUCUUAACUAUUUCACCCUAAGUGAGAGGGAAACACCAUUAAGCUUCUCAGUACAUACAAGCUGCUACUUAUUACACUUGGGCGAUUGCAUGUGUGAACCCAACACAGAGAGGUCCUAAGGCGCUCCUCUUGCUUCAGGCAGAAAAUCCAAGCUGCUUCACUCUCCUUGCACCUCUGGUGUUAGUAAAAGUAACCGGAGCAAGAGUAGCCUUUUAAACAAUAACCUCCGGCCCCCAAAUUUGGUGCUUGAUGCAUUUAAAUGGGGGGAGGGCAGUGGUGGUUAUUCAAGAGUCAAGGAGAGUUGGUGAUGCAAAGGCGCAGGGCUACUGGUCUCUUAUUCUCACUUCUCUGAUUGCUACUCUUUAGUUUAGAUCCUGAUCCCAAUUAGCUGGGCACAGGCCCCAUGGAAUCCAAUAGGACUUACUUCUGAGUAGACGUUGUUAAAAUUGUGCUUCUAAUCUUUUUCCCUCUCCUCCCCAUCAUUUUCAUUAGUGGGCAGCUGCCUUCCCUUCCCACAUUUAUUUAGGAAAUGAAGCCCUCCAGUUGUUUUUGGUUUUUUUUAAAAUCACUCUUUUGGAUCCACACCCAAUAUUAUGGCUUCCCAGCAAUUGGCAAGCCAGGAGGCUUUGGGUUACCUGUAGGUAGGGUUUGAUGGAGAUGCCCAUCCCUGUGUUUAUUUCAUUUUAUCUUCUCAGAAGACACACGCUCUCAGAACAUGGCGACUCUUUUUAAAUAAUUUCACCAAAAAUGCUGGCUUAUACAGUAUAGUGCAUCUUAAAUACGCAAAAUACUCUCAGUAAACCUUUUACAACAGAGGCUACUUUUGCUGAGGCACAUUUUGGUGAUUGUGAAUUGCAGUGUCAAAUCGCACUUAGGGCUGUAUAGCAGGCUAAUGGGGGAGAUGAGGCCAUUAGCUGGAAAAGCUCAAGCCAAACUCUUAGUCACGUAGAAUUAUAGUCUUGUAGAGUUUUAUGGUACCCUGAGGAUCAUCUAGUCCAACCCCCAGUGGGGCUCAAACCACAACCUUGAGAUGGAGAAUCUCAUACUCUACCAAUCACCUGCUGUGCUAGUGUUGCUCAGGUUGCAGUUGUAACCUCCCAAAGCUUAACCCCACCCACCCUGGUUCUUAAAAACAUGACUCUUUUAUUUUUGUCACUCAGUUUCUGCAGGUUUCAUUAUAGUAAAUCUCUUCAAUUCUGUCUUAUCCUCUGUUGAUAGAUAUUUUCUCGGUCAUACUAAAGCAAUAACUUGACUGUUCUGUGGUUUCCUGUUGAGUUUUUUGAUCACGUGACAUAAGUCAGUUAACACAGCUCCAAUAUUUUAUUUAUUUAUUUUAAAACUUGGACCCUGCAUAUUUUCAAGAAACCCUCAAGGUGUGUUUUUUUUACAGCAUUAAAAUGGCCAGACGAGAGAGAGAAUACACACGCUAUUUUAUGGAAUUUUGUUCAUCUGUUUUAUAUACAUCACAGUGGACUCUACUGGGGGAAGAAAAUAAUAAAGAACAAAAUAUAAAUUAUAGACAUAAUUAUAAAACAUACAGAUCAGCAGCAUUUAAGACGGUAAUAAUGAGAAAUUAUCAUUAACAAAACUCCAGAAAGCAAUUAAAUAACAAAGCAGUGAUCAAAAAAAGGAACAACAGUAAUUAUAGCAGCAAAAACAAAAGGGAAUAGGAAAUGUGGGUUAAGUAGUGCUUGAGGGAGAAUUUUUUUUUAAUCAUUGUAUGUUUUGUGGACUUGGAGGCUCUUCUGAGUUCUGAAAGGUGGUGUAAAUUGAUUUUAUAAAAACUGGAGGUGAAAUAAUUUGCAGCAACACAAGAGAUUACAGCAAACGACUUAACACACAACUGCAAAGCUGUCAAAUGUAAUUUAGACUAGCACAGAACAUUGGUUGCGUUGUACUCGCAGCAACGAUAACACGUGAUCACUUCCCUCUGAAGCAGAACUCAGCCUAGAUCUGCCCAGUAGCAAUUUUUCCUUUCCUGUGAGAGCUGUCGUGCCCACAACAUUGGGUGUCUUCUGCUAUCUGCAGUUUUGGCUGAUUAUUCUCACUGAGAGGCAGGAUUAACUAUGGAUUGAGCUAGUUACAGGCAGAGGGCCUUCUCGGUAGUGGCGCCUGCCCUGUGGAGCGCCCUCCCAUCACAUGUCAGAGAUAAACAACUACCUGACAUUCAGAAGACAUCUUAAGGCAGCCCUGUUCAGGGAUUUUUUAACGUGUGACAUCUUAGUGUAUUUUUUGUCUUUGUGGAAGCUGCCCAGAGUGGCUGGGGAAACCCAGCCAGAUGGGUGGGGUACAAAUAAAUUAUUAUUAUUAUUAUUAUUAUUAUUAUUAUCAGCAAUAAAUGAACUUGUCGAGUGCUAGAAUGAUUUGGGUAACGUGGUGGAGCCCAGUGAACUGAGUAGUACUGUAUUUCUAAAACUAAAAGUACUGGGUUUCCUUUGAAACUUAAAAAAAAGAGAGAGACUAAUGGAUAUGGACUAAUUCUUCAGAAAGUAUUUCAGAGACAUGAAGCAAACGGCUGAUUCUCACUACUGACAUUGCCAACUGGUUAGAUCCAUACCAGUAUCAUCUCAGUGUACUCUUGAAACAGGUCUCUUGUAUUCUAGGCAUCUCUUAGCUCUUUUUAAAAAAAGAAUACCUAGAUGCAGGUUCAUUGCAGCAGUAAAUGAAAGUAUUAAAAUGUCUUACGAUAAAGAUAAGCUGCCCAGUACUAGUUCCUUGGAGUGUGGUUAAACUGACAGCAAUAGCCCAGCACCAAACAUAAGUAUUGGGCAUAAAUAACGCUGACUCUGCAGCCUUACCCAGCUAUAUUUCUCCCCAGUGAGCUCAUCUCUGGUAUAUCUAGUGCAGCUGAAGAAACGUGAUGUUGCAGGCAGAUUUGGGGGAAGUAAGACAUUGGUUUGGAGGCAAUUAGACUUCCCCAGCCUUUGUCUUUCCUUAAAAUGUUUCUCCUCCUACUCUCCUUUAUAUAUAAUUGAGGGCAUUCCAGGUUUUAAGCACAUGGAUAUGUUGCAUGCCAUGCCAUGCAUUUUCUCCAUUCUGGAUGCUUGGAGUUAUUAAAUCAACUGGUUGACUUAUCUUCCAUCAGUGCAGAAAGGUGUUGGCUUCCUCUGGGACUGAAGCACACUUGGCGCUAGGAAUUGGGAAAGCAAAUGGUAAGGUGAAAUGGAGCCAAACGAACAUCUGGUUUUUAAGAAUUGGCAGUUCUCUGCUGCUUCACUUUUUCUAAAAACAAAAACCUUCAUCAUUAGGUUGAAACAGUUGAUUGGAGAAUUCCAUAUCUGCUGCCAGCUGCCUUGUAAGAAGGAAAAGACGUUUGAGAGAUGGAUUCUUCUUCUCCAGCCCCUGUGGUUUUCAAAUUGUAAGCAGGAAAAGACAGGCUCAUCAGUGAGAUCAGUAUUUAGCAGAUCACUUGCCCAUGCGACACUGGAGAAGAUGACGAAUGGGUACCACUACGAGAGAGCAUUGACUAUGUUCUAAAUCACUCUUCCAUGGGUAUGUGGUUGGACACUCAACAUGGCCACUGGACUAGAUAGGCAUUUAGGCUGACCCAGCUCCCGUAUUUUGCAGGGCAGCAAUUUACACUUAACAGACCUAGUUAGUGCCACGUGUGAGCCAAGGGUAUCUCUAGAACAUGCCCCAGAAGCAGCUGUAGCAUGCUGGUGUAGUUUGGCAGAUGCGCACAAGUUUCAUCAACCCAGAAGUGGUUUCCUGAAGGUAAAUGUUUGAAUAGCUACUGGCCUACUUUAUUGGAGGUUAUAGCACUGGCUGUUGUUUUUUAAAGCCCUAGAUGGGUCAUGAGUGGGAUACUGAAGCAAUUGCUGCAUCCUAUAUGGUCCUUCCUGUCUCUUAGGAUCAGAAAGGGAGGCCCUGCUGUAUGAUCUGGUAUGUUUGGCGGGCAUAUGAAAAAGGGCAUUUCCCAUUGUUUCACUAGGGUUGUGAAACCUGCUCUAGGAUAUUUACCAGGACUGUUUUCCCUGGUGUCUCCUGAAGACAUUCUGGUUUCUUCAGGCAUUUGGAUGUGGUGUUAAAAGUGGCUUGACUUGCUCUUAAUUUAAACUGCUGGUCGCUUGGGAUCUGCUUUUGAAAAUGGAAAAGUGGGAUCGAAAUUAAGUGCCCCGAUCUCAAUAGUUUAUUUACUGUUAGCACUUCAGAGAAAGACGCUUACUAGCACUAUUAUCUUUGGCGAAAUGACCCACACACUGUUUAAAAAACAGGAAAUGGUAGUAUAGAAAAACAAUCUUUUGCACUAUAAUGGGAAAACAUUUUCAUGAAAUGUGUGCUUUUUGUGACCAAGUACAUGACAAAUAUGCUGAUAGGAAGUUUGACUUGGACUUAAUUCUUGUUUCAGGUGUACUGGGCCAAACCUUCAGAAAUAGGAUUCACUUUAAAUCUGGACAGGCUCUUUCAUCAACUUACUAUAGUUGAUGGAUAGAAAUAGGGCAUGUAUUAAUAACGAAGUUGCCAUUUUAUGCAAGCACAGUGGGACUUGCAUUCCACUAAGCUUUUGUGGAAAGAUAACCAACUAGACUUGCUUAAGAGGUACUAAUGAACUCUUUUUAUCUUAGAAUUCUGAAAGGCUUUGCUUAUUUUUGCAUGUAGAAGUUGCCUUUCUGCAGGUUGAUAUAAAUAGGGAAAGAGAAGCAACGAAACUAGUUAAAACACUAACAGUACCCUCUCCCAUUGCAUACAUGGCAUUUGCCAGGAUCCAUCCCCUCUUCUGUUGAGGUGAGAGGUAAGUAGUAACCUGAUUGGCUACCGAGAUGCCUAAAACUUGUGUACCCCUACCAGUGAAUUUUUACUUUCAUUUGUGAUACACUGGUAAAUAGAAAUACGUUGGCAAAGGCUGUCCAAUUUCUUUCUUAAUGCAGAGCGAAAUUAACUAGCUACAUGGGGACAAACUGCUUUUUUGCACCCUUGUUAAUUUUAAGCACUUAAGCAGGGAGAGCAGCUGGGGAUUUUGUGGAUUUACUUUUUAUAACUCGUAACCUUCCAGACCAUCUUAUUCAAUUUGUUGCUAUUGAAAUGUGUGGCUUGUGCCAAGCUCGACUCUGAUUUGGAAUGAAAUACGGUAUCCCAGCGGUAGUUGUGGCAUCUUAGGUGCUUUAUUGAAACUACAGUGUGAGUAAAAUUACAUAGUAAGAAUGACUGUUUUACGAGUGGGUGUCUAUGAAAAGAUGCCCUGGAGUAUUCUGUAAGAGAGCUGAUGACUCAGUAGCUUAGCAGCAUUUCUCAUAUCUAAAAAGAACAAUGUGGAUAUCCUGCAGUGAUAGGUGAUGGAGAGAAAAUAACAUUUCUUCUGAUUUUCUAAAACUGAAUUUCCCAGCGAUCUUAAAACACAGUUUGUAUUACUACUGUCAUUCUCAUUUCUGGAUAUUCAAUAUAGAUAAGCACUUCUAAAAGCAAAUAUUCAAAUGUUUUAUGAACAGCCAUUGACAGAUUCCUGUAGCUGUCAAUAUGACUGCAUCACCACAUAGGCCUGGUUGAAAUACUUACCUGGGCAGUAGUUCUUGGGAGAUGGAAAGGUGGACAUGCACCCUUCUCCUCUGUACACCUAAAGCAUGGGUAGGCAAACUAAGGCCCAGGGGCCCAAUCACCUUCUAAAUCUGGCCUGUGGGCAGUCUGGGAAUCAGCAUAUUUUUACAUGAGUAGAAUGUGUCCUUUUAUUUAAAAUGCAUCUCUGGGGUAUUUGUGGGGCCUGCCUGAUGUUUUUACAUGAGUAGAAUGUGUGCUUUUAUUUAAAAGGCAUCUCUGGGUUAUUUGUGGAGCAUAGGAAUUCAUUCCUUCCCCCCAAAUAUAGUCUGGCCCCCCAACAAGGUCUGAGGGACAGUGGACCGGAUCUCCUGGAAAAAGUUUGCCGACCCCUGACCUAAAGUAAUGUAUUAUAGUCUUUUACAUGGAAAUCCACAUGUACAGUUAUUCUUCUGAAAUAAAGGGGCAAUAAAGGAUAAUGGAAAUUGAGUCUCCAUGGAGCCGCUGCAUAAUAUAUUACUUUGGUUGCAUUGUGGAGAAGAGGUUCAUGCUCUCACAUGACUGGAUUGCAAUGCAGGUGAGUGUCAGAGUUCUGCUCUGCAUCUUCCCAGUGUGGGCCCCCAUUAUGUUCCCACUUCGGAACUUUAUUUUUAUUCUAAGAAUAUACUCAUUGGCACACUAGUACUUCACUUAUUUAUCAGAGUGGACUGUGUGGGGUGAAGAAACCAUGUCUGCCCCCCAUUUUUGAAAAUAUAAAGCCUGGCUGUCACCCGGAUCUGUCUUGUGCCUUAUGCAUAUUCCUGGUUAGGCAAGAAGCAGAUGUAAAGAGUCUUUAUAUUAACAAAGCUGGAAAUAAAUUUUGCACGGUGUACUAGAGUCUAUUGAAGCCAGACCAACAUAAACUGCUUUUCCCUUUUACAUGCCUUUGAGAGAACACCAUAUUUAGCAGUUGAGGACAGAAUCUGUUAUUAGCAGAAGAUGACUUUUUGCAUUUUUGAGACUUGUACUCCCUUAAACUUCUAGCCAAUACUACACAAUUGGGCUUCAGUUUGCUUACCAUAGUAUCCUAUUAUAUAUGAACUGGGAAAUAGUGUUACCAGUGUGAGGAGAAAGCAGUUGCUUUCAAGUCCUGGUUUGCUCCAUUCCUCAAACCAGUUUCUCAGAAACUGUGGUUAAAUUAAUCAAACUGUCUUUAGCGUGCAGCUUUAAGGCUUGUGCACAUUGUUGAUUAAUAAAGUGGAUUAGUGAGUUUGCAUUUGUUUGCCUCUCUUCAGGCCUCUGAAUUGCUGCGUUGGAUUACUUUGCUCGAAACAUUGUUCUAGGGAAGAGAUGAGGUCAUUGAUAUAGAGCCUCAUGUCGCAUAUAUUUUCAUUUUCCCCAUUUUUGAUGUUUUGCCACAAGGGUUGGCAAUCUUUUAGCCCCAAGAUCCACGUAAAGUAGCGGCUGGGCAGUUUGGCGUAGGCUGGCACAAAUGAGAAUGGCAGAAGCUCUAGUGUAUCUUAAACAUGUUCUUUUUUCUUCUUCACAAUAAUGUUUAUUAAUUUUCAUACAAAAGCAUAAUUUUUAAAAAACAGAAUAGACAAUACUAAAGGGGGGGGGAAGAAGAAAAAAGAAAAAGAAAAAAAAGAAGAGAAAAUAAAGAGCAUAAAAUACUUCCCACAUCCCAUAUAAUACUACAUACACUAAAACCUAAUUAGUUAAUUAAAAUCCAUCUUCAUAAGCAUAUUACUUGACUUCCUCUGAUCUCUUCCAUCUGAAUUUCCUUGUAAUUAAAUGUAGCAGUUUCCAAUAUCAUUAUUUGUUCUUUUUUGCCUUCCAAUGCUAUUCCCUGAGCACCACACAGCCAUCGCUGUCAUCUGAGUAGUAUGAAGUGCAUUUUAGGACAUCAAGUUCUAAAUAGUUCCUACUUUAGCAAGGCUUGCACAGCUUAGGAUCUCUACUGGGGUGCAUACAUUUUGGUCUUAUAGCUGUUUUUGAAGUAUAGUAGUCGUACCUUGGAAGUCAAACGGAAUCCGUUCUGGAAGUCCAUUCGACUUCAAAAACAUUUGGAAACCAAAGCGCAGCUUCUGAUUGGCUACAGGAGGCUCCUGCAGCCAAUUGGAAGCUGCGGAAGCCCCGCCAGACAUUUGGCUUCCAAAAAUAGUUCGCAAACUGGAACAGUCACUUCCGGUUUUCAAUCGUUUGGGAGCCAAAACGUUCGACUCCCAAGGUGUUCAGGAACCAAGGCACAACUGUAUCAACUUCAUCAUCAUCAAGUUAGUUUAUUCAUUUCCAUAGUUAAACCAUGGUCAAGAUGGCUUACAACAUGAAAAGAUUUGCUCAAUUAAAAAAAUACCAGAAGUAGCCAUAAGCAAUAAAUAAAAACAUUUUAAAGUGGGGUUCUAGACUAGGGUUGGGGAACCAUUUCAGUUCAAAGGCCACACUUCUUUGUUGUGGGGGCCACCAAAAUACAUCCAUUCACCCAUUCAUUUUCUUACUCUUAACCUGCCACAUUAAGGCUUGGAAAAAGAUUCCUAUUUCAGGAUACUUUUUUCAAGCCAGAUUGUGUGGGGCCAUUUCUGCUGAAGGCGGCGGUCACGCUGUGCAGAGAGUUGCAUCAAUUCACGUAUCUCGCUAACCUUUGAACCUGCACAAAAAGUAGAUUAGCACUGUUCUCGUAUUGCAGAUUGGUUGUGGUGAGACUGAAAUGUAGUAGCUUUGAGUAAAUCCCUUGCGUUCAUUGCUGGGGUAAGAAGAUUUGAACCUGGAACUCCUUGUAAGUCACUUCUUUUGCUCUUACCAAUUGUGAAAAUUGUACCUGCUUUUGUAUUGGAAAUUCCUUUUUAAAACCUUCAAGCUAAAUGCAUUUAGGUCUCUUAAAAGCCAGGAUGGUGGCGUCAGUCUUGAGUCUAUAUCUUCACAGGACGGACCUGUGGUCUUCUUAGCAUCGCUCAGUUUGAACCCACCUCAAGAAAGCAAAUGUUGCUGUGAUGGUUUAGGCAAGCGCUGCAUAUGCUCCAAAUGGGAAAAAGGAAAGAGAAAAGGGAGCAAGGUUAGGAGAAAUAUAUGUGCUUUCUUUGCCGUCUCAGGAUGUUUUGUGGGCUGUAUUUUGCUUGUUGAGUCACAGGGUGCCUAGGCUUGACUUCAACCUUCCUGUUCUGAUAGUGUUUCCCCAAAGAUAAGAUGGUUUUGGAUUUGUUAAAACAAAAACUGACCAUGGGAAGCAGCUGUUUGUUCUUUCUGGCAGUUCUUGAUAGCUUCCGUCUCCUUUGUUCUUAGUUUGUGGAAAUAGGUCUUGCAAACGAAUCUACACUUAGCUGAUCCCUUCCUUGGAAAAUACUGAAAGCAGUAUACAGUCGUACCUCUGAAGCCGAACGCCUUUAAACCUUUUAGCUCCCGAACAGUCAAAAACCGGAAGUGAUUGUUCUGGUUUUUGGACGUUUUUCAGGAGCCAAAUGUCCGGCACGGCUUCCGUAGCUUCCAAUUGGCUGCAGGAAGCUCCUGCAGCCAAUUGUAAGCUGCGCCUUGGUUCUCAAACCAUUUCGGGAGUCAAACGGACUCCCAGAACGGAUUAAAUUCAAGAACCAAGGUACGACUGUACUGUACUUGCAGGGCAGUGUCUCUUCCAUGUCUGACUGCGUGCUAGCUUAUAAACCUGGCCAGCAAUUGUUAUCCAGACUCCUAAUACUAAAUAAUGUAGGCACUGAAAUCUAUACAAUGUCGGGUGUUAUUACAUCUGUGUAGUAAAUCGGUUCCUAGUGUUGUGCACCCUUUUGCUCUGGUAUUUUGCAGUAUGAAGAGAUGGCGGUGACUUGAGCUUGGUGAAUUUUACUUAGAAGGAUAGUCUAGAUUGCUUUUCAAACCUCCUAAACAACUUGCAACGCCUUAAGAGACGGGAGUGGUGAAGAAUACGUUUUAAAAAUGGGAAUGGGAAACCUGUGGCCUUCUAGAAGUUGCCUGGCUCCAGCUCUCACCAUCCUUUAUAGUCUGUUAUGUUGUUUGUAACUGGAGGGAGUUGAGAGUCCAGCUGCAUCUGUCGGGAAGCACAGUAGUGUUUUGAUGUACUAAAACAAAGUAAUUAAAUCAUUUACUCAGUGUAAAAUAAAAACCAACAUUUAAGCAACUAAGGCCAUAGAUUUAAAAGCAAAGAGUGAAGAAAUGAAAGCUUCUGUAUUGCUAAUUAAACACUGUUAAGCCUGAUGAAAGAAAUGUGCUCACUGCCUUCAAGUCUUUGGGGAGGGAAUUCAUCAUGAGGUUGCUGUCACAGCAUAUGCAAAUACCUAAAAUACAUAUUUUCAGGCAAUUCAGGUUAAGUUCCAAGGCAGUGUGUGCAUCAGUGAAAUAAUGUAUAUUUGAAACGCUGUUGAAAAAGAUUGCAAAAAGAUUUUUGUGACAGUUUUGGGUCACUUCUGGGUUCAGUGUGAUGCACGUAUGUGCGGUCAUGCACAUACUGAGUGUGCAUAAAUGGUGGGUUGCCUGUAUUUACAAAUACCUAAAAGAAAUGGUACUGAAUUUUAUGAUGCCAUUGAGUUACCUUUGAGUAAACCUUAGUUUAACUUGUUGCUAAUUAUGGUUUUAGGGACGCGGGUGGCGCUGUGGGUUAAACCACUGUGCCUUGGGCUUGCCGAUCAGAAGGUCGGCGGUUCGAAUCCCCGCGACGGGGUGAGCUCCCAUUGCUUGGUCCCUGCUCCUGCCAACCUAGCAGUUCGAAAGCACGUCAAAGUGCAAGUAGAUAAAUAGGUACCACUCCGGCAGGAAGGUAAAUGGCGUUUCUGUGCGCUGCUCUGGUUUGUCAGAAGCAGCUUAGUCAUGCUGGCCACAUGACCUGGAAGCUGUACGCCGGCUGCCUCGGCCAAUAAAGCGAGAUGAGCGCCGCAACCUCAGAGUCGGCCACAACUGGACCUAAUGGUCAGGGGUCCCUUUACCUUUAAUUAUGGUUUUAAUGCUGAUUAAGUGCUGCCUUGGGAGUGAAGGGAGGAUUACAAAUACCUUAAAUAAGUAGAUGUAUGCCGUUUAUGUAGCAUUUCACCAUUUUUUAUAAAUGCUAAGAUAAUGUUGCAAAGUAUUUGUCCAUUCCUGUGCUUCUGUACCAUAUGUUUUUGACACUUCUUCUGAUGUUCACUAGUUCUGUGAGGUGAAAUUCAGAGCGACACUGAGAUCGCUGUCAGUGCAAGCAUUUCGGCACAGUCUCCCCUCAUUCCCCCCCUACUCUGUUCUGGGAGAACCAGGGUGGGGUACGUGGGAAAAGGGGAAAGCCCUGUUGUGCUAGUGGGACUCACUCCACUGGCUUCUGCUGGCACAACUAUUUAGUUGAAUCCAGUCCAAAUCUAAUACACCCCCCCAUUAAUGCUGUAUUCCAACACCUGAAUAACCAGCUCUUAAUCAUUGGGAUCGUUGUAGAGCAGGGGUAGCAAAUGUGGUGCUGUCCAGAUGUUGUGGGCUACAACUCUCCUUGGCCCUAUUCUGCUUGGUCUGAGGUGAUGGGAACAGAAGUACACAACAUCUGGAGAAGUGUUAAAAACUCUCAUUCAUAUAUAUAUAUGUAUAUAUAUAUAUAUAUAUAUAUAUAUAUAAUCUCUUUAAGCAGAGGCUUGACAACCAUAUGUCAGGAGUGCUCUGAUGGUGUUUCCUGCUUGGCAGGGGGUUGGACUCGAUGGCCCUUGUGGUCUCUUCCAACUCUAUGAUUCUAUGAUUCUAUAUAUAAGCUAGGUGCCAAAUGGCCUCUUAAAUCAAAGUUAGAGUUGCCAAAAUGGAAGGUCUAGUUGCCAUUUUGGGGCAAUGGACUGACUGCGAUUGAUUCUCAUUUAAACAUCUGGCUAGUUCAGAUGAAAACCUUGAGCCAGCUUAAGAGCUUUGAGUACUUAAAGAAGAAAAGUCACUUGAUCCAGGGACAGUCCACAUAUAUAUUGACCUAUUCCAACCACUUUUUCUUAAUUGUGGCUGCUGCUGAUCGGGCAGCACAGAAAAAAGCAUUUUGGUUCCAGAAAUUCAUUUUUAUUGUGCACUUAAAAUAUAACUGAUAGAAUUCUACAGGAUGGGGUAUUAGUGUGUGAAAACAGUCCAGAUUCCCAGAUGAUGGGGAUGUCAGGCACUAUCCUGGCACCUGGGCAUCUUCACUUUGUUGCAGGUGGUUGAAAGCCAUGUGCAAAAUGUGCCUGUGUCUGAUCUGGAGGGCACCAGGAUGGCUAUCCCUGCUGCAUAGCUUAUAGGAACUGAGCAGAGAAUCUUUUCUGCCUACAAACUGAAUGCUAGUGCAAAGCAUUCCAGGUGCUUCAUAACCACAAUUGAUGGAUGCUUUUUACAAUAACCUUGUAGACUCCAAGAUUAUAUUGCAGCAAGGGCAGGGUAUUGGGGGUGAGGUUGAAAAAUAACGGAUUCCCCAAGAUCGCCAGGUGUGUUCUGGAUGAGCCUCGGAACAGGUUUUAUCUGCCUCUUGUUUGCCUCCAGUCUACACCAUCCUUUUCCAAUUCCCUAUUGAGAGAGUGCCUGAAGCCUGUGUCCUCGCAGCUAUGAAAAACCCUCCAGUCUUUUCCCUCCUUACAUACUCUUUGAACUGCGGUUAUUGUCUUGAAAAACACUUUCUUGUAAAAAGAAAAAAAAACUAACACAGAUAAAUUCUUCUUCUACAGAUUCAAUUGACGGGGUGACGAACGGUGAUGUCUACCAGGUAAAUGGAAGUGAAAUGAGCUUUAAAGCAACUAGUUAUUGGAUGACUCUCCCGAUAAAGAGUUUUAUUAUUCCUCUGGCUUUUGCUCCCAUCCAGACCGUCAGCAGAUUUGCGCUCGAUUGCCGUAAUGGUGUUUGCCUCUUACAUGCCAGAGUUGGCAAAGGUCAACAAGCCCAUUCUUUAACUGAACAAGGGUGGAAGGGCCAGGCAAUGGGUUUUGUGGGUUAAAAGCACUGUCAGUCCUCAUCUGCCUCUCCACAGCCCACACACCCAAGAAUGAGCAACUGAGGUGGAUGAAAGGAAGAGCUCUAAAGGCUUCCAUUACUGUCCUCGUGGGAAGAGGUAAUCUCUUGCCUCUGUCUACACGGAAGGGAAAGAAGCAGAGGUGCCUUAAAGCACGGGUAGAGCAGGGAAUUAAUCAGGAAGUCCUUAGAUGGGGUGCCAGUUGCCUGCUUCUGCCACAAAAAAUGGAUUUUAAAAUGUGCAUUUUCCAUUUUGGGAAGCUGUGCCUGGCACAUGAUCAGUGUGUUUACAAGUGCAUGUUUUUCUUUUUCUACUUUAUUUUUUGCUAUAUUUGUACCCCACCUUUCCACCAAGAAACUAUGGGUGGCAUAUAUGGUUCUCCCCCUCCCUAUUAUAUCCUCACACCAACCCAUUGAGGCCCAAGUUUGCCCCAGUGAGCUCCAUGGCUGAAUGAAGAGUUGAACCUGGGUUUGCCACCCGCUAGUCUGGCACACCAACUAUUAAAGUAUGUUGGUGUUUCGGCAGCAAGGGUGUCAUAUAUCUGUCUGAAUUUGUCCUUUUAAAGCAGCAGAUGUACCCCUCUAAAAGUCUGGAUUUGGGAAAGCAAUGCAGCCUAACUAGUAUGGGCUGUUGUUAAAGAUCAGUGACAUCAAACUUAAUGAUAGUAGGGAAAAUCCAACAUGAACUAGGGAUUUAUUGUAUCAGCUGCUUAUUUUCUUCCAUCACUUUGUAUUUUGGAGAGAAUUGUUAGAUAAUUUGUCUUGUCUUGGUGCAUUCUAUAAAACGCAGUUUCCAAAACUUGGGUCUCCAGCUGUUUUUUGGACUACAGCUAUCAUCCCUAGGUAGCAGGAUCAGUGAUCAGGGAUGAUGUGAACUGUAGUCCAAAAACAGCUGAAGACCCAAGUUUCGGAAACCCUACUAUAAAGCAACCGUCUUCUGAAUACCGCUGACUUGCUGUAAAACAGGUGAUGGGUAACCAGUGUUGUGGGAUGGGUGGGAGGAAAAAGACUCAUCAAUAUGUCAGUUUGACAUGUUCCUUGGGUACUUCUUUCUCUUCCUGCUCCCUGCACAUUAAUUGUUGCAGGGGUGCAGUCCAGGUACCUCCUACAGGUUAGUAUUGUGAUGGUUGCUGACACAAGAGUUGCUUCUAAUCUGUUAAUUAGGAGUGGAGGCAAUUUAGGUUUACUAUUUCAUAUAGGUAGGUAGGUAGGUAGUCUGGACUAGCAGUUGAGGCAGGUAGCUCUUUUUCUUAAAGACCAGCCAGAAUCCCUGUUUUCUGCCCUUGUUUAAAACAUUCCCCGCCCCCUUCAUUUGAAGCUAAUGUCUUAUGGCAGUCUCCCUGCACUAGUCAUUUUGCUCAAAUCUCUUCACCCUUAGAUCCUGCUAAUUUUUAAAGUUUUUUACUACAAAAGUAGCACUAUUUUAAGGAACUGCAUUUUUAUCCAAUGGCUAUCACAAAAUGAUUGAUCUUUUUUGUGCGGUUCAAGGAGAGCAACGGUCCGACGGACUGCUAUGCAGCUAUUUCGCAAGCCGAUCGUUUGCAGACAGAACCAGAGAGCAUCCGCAAAUGGAGAGAAGAGCAGCUGGAGCGUCUAGAAGUACUUGGUAAGGGCCAAGGAACAUGCCCACUUCUACCCUAGCUUCUGACAAGACCUAAAGAGCAGUGACGGUGCCUCCAUCCCUUGUUCUGAGAUGCAGUCAAGGGCCGGUUUGACCCCCAUCCCAGUGUGAAUAGCAGAAUUGGUUGGGAUCUCCUUGAAUGCACCUCCCUCGCUUUUGCACAUAAGAGGAGAAAUCUAUUACCGCUUCUGUUGCAGUUCUGUUGCCCUCUGCUUGCAAUUUGCAUAGGAGACCAUGUCUGAACAGCCUCAGCACUGGGUCCUGCACUAGGGACUAGAUGAGAAAGAUCCUGGAGACUGUUGGUCAUCGUCAGACCCUCCGUUGCCUUUCCCUUCUGUAGCUCCUUUUGCCAUAAUGGCCCGUUUUAAGAAUUAGUGCCUUGCUUCAACACAGGAGAGAAGCCUGAUUCCUUAUUGCCUUAUGUAUAGCUUCCUAUAGGCAGCGUUGGGUAAGCACAAAGUACACAAUUAAAUUUCUUGCCUAUAGUAACUCAAACUCCUGGAAAUUAAUGCAAAUGUAUAUAGUUACCCCUAUCUUGUAUAUUUCUCCUUUUGCCAGUUAUGAGGGAGGGGUUGCAUUGGCAAUGCCAGCUUUAGUGUCCUGAACUCCUAACCUGGGCUGGGUGACCAGCAGCCCUCUAGAUCAGGGGUCAGCAACCUUUUUCAGUCGUGGGCUGGUCCACUGUCCCUCAGACCUUCUGGGGGGGAUGGACUAUAUUUUGAAGAAGAAAAAAAAUUAACGAGUUCCUAUCCCCAGCAAAUAACCCAGAGAUGCAUUUUACAUAAAAGGACACAUUCUACUCAUGUAAAAACACCAGGCAGGCCCCACAAAUAACCCAGAGAUGCAUUUUAAAUAAAAGGACACAUUCCACUCAUGUAAAAACACGCUGAUUCCAGGGCUGUCCGCCGGCCAGAUUGAGAAGGCGAUUGGGCUGCAUCUGGGCCUUAGGUUGCCUACCCCUGCUCUAGAUGAUGCUAGACUUCAACACCAUCCAUAACCGUUGACCGUGGAAGUUGGGAGUCCACCAGCCUCUAGGGGAAGCCUCAGUUCCCCCUUCCUUACAUGACCGUUGGCAAUCUUAGUCAACUGAUCCUCUGUUUGCCCAUACAUUGAAGCAACUCUUGCAACCGAUGGGGCGAGGGACUUUUUUAAAAGAAGAAAGAACAAAUGAGAGCAGAGUUAAGAACUGCUGUGGGUGUUGGUCAGUCUGGUGAACAUUUGCAAAAUUACAUGGAGAGUUUGGGAAAUGGAGACGGAACAGUCAAACUUGUGCUACCGGUUGAGCUUGUGUACCUGAAGCUAAUGCUUAUCUCUGGAUUCAAACCACUGAACCCCUCUGUCCCUGCUCCAACAGCCCUUUAAUCCAACAUUGUUACUGUCAACAUCGGGAGCAUUUUGGAUAUCAAGCUGACUGGUUUCUGCUAGUGUGGUGACUCUUCGCCCUCCAGCAGCUCCCUGCCUCCCAAAGCCUUUGCCUACUUACAGUUCAGAAUCUUAGCUAUAUUUAGCUCUGAGAGCAAAUGUCCGUUCAUUCUCGUCUGCCUCUGUUUUAAAAGAUGCAAACUCUCGAAAACAAGAAGCAGAGUGGAAAGAGAAGGCGAUAAAGGAGUUGGAGGAAUGGUAUGCGAGACAAGACGAGCAGCUACAGAAAACGAAAGUGAACAAUAGGUAAGGAGGGUUUGCCAGCUUUUUUGUGGAGGGGACUGAGAGGUGGCUGUGGAUCAGCUGCAGCCCAGUUGGCAUUCUCUGGUGUAUGGCCCAGCAUGGUGUUGGCCCCCUGCAAACCAUAAAUAGUAAGUGGGAAGCCAGCCUCCAGAAUACCCACCCCUAUGUCCUCCCUUCUCUUGUGUGAAUUCCUCUGCCACUCCCUUCCAUUGCUUGCCAUUUUUAACUUUGGUGCGGUUAUUACACUAAAUGAUGGGUGAGGCCUGUGGAGGGAAUCCCCUUCCUUUGGACAGAAAUGGCAAGGAAGCAGUUAUUCCCAAGAUUAGGUUUGUUGUGAUUUGCAGGGAGUUGCCAUUGUGCCUGCACCGGAUCCCUUAUGAUAAGCCCGACUGUUGCCAGAGUCCUGUGGGUACCGCUCCUGAAGAUCAGACCUUGGUUACGACAUGCUGCUAUUCGUAUAGGCAGAACCCUGUAACAUGCAAGUUAAGAAUGGCAUAUUCCUUGUACAAUAAUGGGGAAGGGAAAAGAAGUACAGUGGUACCUUGGUUCUCAAACUUAAUCCGUUCUGGAAGUCCUUUCCAAAUCCAAAGUGUUCCAAAACCAAGGCACGCUUUCCCAUAGAAAGUAAUGCAGAGCAGAUUAAUCCAUUCCAGACUUUUAAAAACAACCCCUAAAACAGCAGUUGAACAUGAAGCAUGCUAGAACAUGCUAAAACAGCAGUUGAACAUAACAAGCAAUAAUCAAUGUACUACACUAUAAAAUAAAUAAGACAGUAUUGUAGAUGAUUAAAAUUUAAAAAAAAUCUUACCUGCACUGAUGAUAGUCAUUGUUUGGAUGAGGGCCUUUUAUCCAUUUCUGCAGUCACACAAUCAAUCAAUCAAUCAAUCAAUCAAUCAGUAGCUGAACUGGGUUCCACACAGUCACAAAAACAAAUUAACUGAAAAACGCAAAAUAAAUACCAAAAACAAUAAGCGCCAAACUUAAUCCGUUCCGGACGUUGUUUGACUUCCAAAAUGUUUGAAAACCAAGGCACAGCUUCUGAUCAUAGCUGUCAACUUUUCCCUUUUCUUGUGAGGAAUCCUAUUCGGAAUAAGGGAAUUUCCCUUUAAAAAAGGUAAACGUUGACAGCUAUGCUUCUGAUUGGUGCAGGCACCCCGGAAAAAGUAGCCGACAGCCGAAUCAGACGUUUUGCUUCCAAAAAAUGUUCCAAAACCAGAACACUUUUUUGGUGUUUUUGGUGUUUGAGAACUAAGGUACCACUGUAUUAUGAUGCUAAGCAGCCCUUCUAAGAGCUACAUGGUUCUUUCCCAUGUGUCCUUAAAAAAAACAAAACCUAACUCUGCUUAUGGCAAGUCUGGAAAAGAAAAAGGUGACAUGCUGAAUUCAGAAUACUUGCGCUUUCUCAUGCCAGCAAGGUGAACAGGCUUUAUCGUGCAAUUCAACACGAUCAUGAAACUAGGCCACACAAGCUGCUCAACAGCCUCCCAUGCUGUGUAGUAAUCCUCUUUUUAUUAAAGGGGCUUUUUUCUGUAGUAGUUGUGAUUCUUCAGGGCAAAAGUCUUUUUCAAAGAGAAUGAGUAAAAGAAAAAAUUGCAGGGUGUAGCCAAAUCUUUGAGCAUGUCUCAAAAGAGGAGUUAGAACUCUAAUGGUGAUUAGUCCUGGGGAAGCCAGUAUAGAGCCGGAUUGCGUUGCCAGUUUUAUGCCAGUAUUAAUUUAAAACACUUGGCAUUGUCUGGGCUUUCUUCUCAAGCCGUAUGCUUGGACGCAUAAUAAUGGCAGCAAUGAUUCACUAGGACUCAGGCACAAUCCACUGGGUGUCCUCAGCCGAUGGAAAUUGGCGGAACCAGUGAGACUUCAGCAGAACACGAAUGCAUAGUUGUAUUCAGUGUGUCUUGCCCUGAGAGCCUUUUUUUGCAUGUUUGUUGCUGAAGGCCUCCUUUAUAAAUCAACUAACAAAAUAAAUACUCUAUUGUAGGACUCCCUGAGAAGUAGUAAGCAGGCCACUCAUUUAAUUGAGCCUAAGUGUACUUUGCUGUCUGGUUACGGUGUAUUGACUUAAGAUAUUGUGGGUGGGAGUAUCUUAUAGAGGAGAAGAUUUUGUAGGACAAAAUCUGAUGAUGGUGGUAUAAAUUAGCAGGGAGGUAGCCUGGUCUUUGUCUGCUUAUUGCACUUAGCUGAUCAUUUGUUCAGUCCUUUUUCCCCUCUCAUUCUCCCCCCCCCCCCGACUUUCUAUAAACGGCUAACUGCCUUUUAUCUUAAGAACCAACUCUCAAAUCUAGAAGAAACCUGCUUCCUCCUUGUUGAAAACUACAAGCAGCCAAAGGAGGAAAGCAGAAUUCUGUCAUUCCUCAAAAAUGUUCAGGGUGGGGUGCCUGAAGUCACCUUUUCUGUUUUGCCAACAACCUCUGAUGUUUUAGGCUAAAAUGUGGCUAUUUAUCCAAGGCUGUGGAUGGAGCUUUGUGUCCAAAAUGUGGAUUUGAACUCAGGGCAUCCUAGUCCUAUUUACUAGUGGCAGAUGAGUCAGUGGUGGCACAGGUUUUUGAACCCUGUUUUUGUGCCUUUUUCAUAACCUAGUAAAGCAGCUGGGUCUAUAAAACCAACAAGUUAAAAAUCUACCAAAUCCACAGUACGCUAUUUUUGUUUCAGGUGACCAAUAAUUCAAAUUAAUACUGAUAUAUUCCUGCCUAGGAUAGUUCAGAAGUCCUAUAGCUGCAUUUCUUCUUAUUUAUCCCCCACUUUUUCUUAACAGAUCAAUAAAAUAUUAUCCCCACCCCCACCCCACCUCAAAAAAAGUCUUAUAGCAUUCAGUUACCUUGGAUUGGUCAUGAAAUUAAGGAUUACCGUAUUUUUCCAUGUAUAACAUGCCCCCUUGUAUAAGACGCCCCCUAUUUGGGGGGACUCAAAACUAAGAAAAUGGGGAGGAGAUUGCUCUCAUGAAAAGACUACCGCCCUUUUUAAAACAUUAUUUUUAGUAAAAAACAACAACAACCUAGCCUAACAGUAGUUGAAAAACAUGGAAAAGUACAGUAUUUCUUCCUUUAAUUGCUAGGCUCUUAAGACAGAAGACUGAAUUUGUCUCUUACUUAGCUAAGUUUCGCAGUGCUGCAGUUUUGAAACUUGUACAAAUAUGCAAACUGUUUAAAAUGGGGGACGACAUGACAGUUUACAAAUCUAUUUCAGUAGUCACAAGCAGAGUGCCUUGGUUUGCAUUGGUGCACCUGUAAUGCAGAACCAUAAGGAAGGCCUGGGCUGGGAGGGGGGGUGUGGUAGAGUCCGACUCUCAGUAUGAAAAUUAUGCUGUGAUGGGAACCAGCCUUGUACCUGCUCUGGACCAGAGCAUCCUUUUAACGAUGCUUAAACCAUUUUCUUAAUAUUUUUCCUGCCUGGUAAUUUCUUAAUAUUUCUAAGGUCUUGUUGCAUGUUUUAAUAUAUUAAGCCUAAUACGACUACAGCUGUUUUUUCCUUCUGCUUAUUCUUCUCUUUUUCUCUCCUGCCUGCUUGCCUCUUCUGUGGACCACCUUGCCACCUAGGGUGGCAGACGAAGCUUUCUUCAAACAACCCUUCGCUGACAUGAUUGGUUAUGUGUAUGUUGCCUAACUACUGUUUUGUUCGUUCGUUUGAACCAUUCUCCAUCAGCUUCAGUUAGCACUUCUGAUCUGUGAGGCUUACUGUUCUCAAAGUGUCCCGAGAACAAACAACUUGGGGCAGAGAGGCACGUUCUGCAAUAGAGCAAAUAGCAAGGAUCCAGGAUGUGGGAAGGAUGUGGGGCAGGGCGAGUGCAGCUUUCAUUCAUAAGAUGGAAAGGCCUAUUUAGUGGUGAUGAUAAAGUAGGAAAGAAUACUGAUGCUCAGCAAUGGCCAUCUGGCAUCUUUGCAGCCACAUCUGGUCCAUGAAGCAAUUCGUGGGACCCUUGGCUGUCCUACCAACUUUUAAUCAACAUAUAAUGAAAGUUUACAAGUAAAACUGAAAGAAGGAAGAGGGGCUUCCUAAGCUGGAAGGAGAGAUGUUCCACAGCCAAUAUUUUUCUCAUUUGGCUUUUGAAUAAAAUGCUGAAGACUUUAAUUUCUGGGUGGCACAGAUUUGAUUAGAGCCUGACAAUCCAUGAAAGGAUGUAGAUUGUACUGCAAAACAGACUUACUCCCUAGUCCAGGGAUCAGCAACCUGUGGCCCAUGAGCCACAAGCAGCCCACGGGCCACCCCCGAACCGAGCUGCCUGCUCGGCGAGUCCCCAUGAGCGAUCCAACCCAUGGAGUGAUCUCCAUGGCAGUGAACCAGCCCAGGCGAGGUAAACCUUGCCAGCCCCUGCCUAGUCUGACAGCUGAUGAGAGAACAGCAUGGUUUCUGUUACUAUAUGGGAGAUGGCCAUCCAUGCUGUGGCUGAAAUAAAAUAGUAGGAUUGAACAUUGCUUGCUGCUAAGUCACACUGCCGAGUUCUGUAAGUCUUGUAGGAAGCGGGUCUGCCUGAAAGGGAGCUGUCAAAGGUAUGUUGGAAAGGAAAUGCCUCUUAACAAAGCGCAGUUGAGAUUUUCCCCAACUAAAUUAAGCUGACAGGUAUUUGGAAAUCUGAAGAUUGGAAGAACUAGUGCUUGGUUAUUUCUGUGUGCCAGCAGCUAGGUGCUAAACAGCAACAUAUUGCGCAGUUUAGAAAUCUGGCCAUAUAAAGUUGGGUGCCAGGAGCAUGUCCAACUUCAGAGCUGCAUGUGUGCUAUAAUAGCUUUAAAAAGCUGUGCUUGAUGAGCAGUAAGUAGUAUAUAAAACACAGGAUAGGAGUCAGUAGGGAGUGCAGAAGGCUUGGAUGCAUUUUAUCAAAUUAAUUGAUUAAAAUGCCAAUUAUGUUGGCAUGAAGUAUGGUAGGACUGCUAUAUACUACAUGAAUAGGUCAGAUUUGUUGCACUUCAUAUAGAGAAGAAAUAACCAGUAUCUUUCUAUUUCUGGAAGUUAGACUUUUUUUUACUCUAAUAUUAGAUUCAUUUGUCUGAUAUUCUUCUACACCAACCUCAAAUCUACAGGAUGACCAUUUCCGUACUAGGAGUGCUUGCACAUGUGAUGUUUCUUGGUUGGUUGGUUGGUACUCUGAAUUAGGAAGUCUUCCACCCUGCAGUGCACAUACUGAGAACGUGAUGGUCCCUAUGCUGGUUAGUGCUAGUCAAGACUGAGGAGCAGGAUCGUCAUAGGAGGCAGAGCUGUUGCCUUGCCAAAUAGUGGCCAGCCUUCCCCAGCCUUGGGUCUUGAUACGCUGAUGGAUUACAAAACCUGUCAUCCCCAGUCAGCAUGGCCAAUGGCUGGGGAUAACAGGAGUUGCUGUCCUGCAACAUCCGGGGACCCAAAAUUAGGGAAGGCUGCUCCAAGCAAUGAAAAGGAGCAAGAGCAACACAGUGCCCUUGUUGCUUGUUUGGUUUUUGAAAGCCGUCCCCCCAGUGGCAAGAUCAGGAGGCGGCAGAAGUUGCUCUGCCUCCAACUUCAUGGGGCAAGCUUUAUUUGAUUGACAUGGCCCCACUCAAAUGACCCAUUGGGAAAAACAGAUCAAACUGGUGACCCCUUAUACAUCAGAUCCUUCCUGUUUCACAGCCUGUCUGGUCCACCAGGAGAGAUUCAUGACAGCACCUGAAGAGGCAGAUGGUUCUUGCAUGCAAGUUUCUGUUUCAUGUCUUGUAUUUAAAGCCCACCCCCCUAGCGGUGGAAAUUUGGUUUGACAGUUACCUAGAAUAGUGUUGGACUUGUGAAAUGCUGGACUCGCAGGUGGUGUUUGCCCUUUUCUGUAAUGCAGAAGGACUUGUUUCCCGUAGCCAGUGGGGAAGAAAAUUCUGCAGUGCCGUUGCUGCAGGAUAACAUGGGUGGCAUGUUUUCCUGACUGUCGACGGUGCUGCAAGAAGUGCAUGUCUGGCCAGCUUUACUUAUCAUCUGCAUUAUGCUCAUUUUCAUUUUCUAUAUCUGACUUAAACUCUCCUUCUUGUUUCUCUUCACCUUUAAGCACAAACAUAAACCAUCCUUGCUACAGCCUAGAACAGUUAAGUAAAUUCUUCACUGCCCCUUAAGUGUCUUUGUCACAUGAAAUAGCAGUGUUGUAGUGACCCCCUCGUCAUCAGUGGUGUUUGUAAAAUACAAUCAUCCUUGUGAACUGUGCUUAACCUCAUGGGAUCCAUCAUCAUUGCUUCUUUUCUAUACUGCUUGUUGGAGUAGAUGAAGUCAUCCUCUUCCCUCUCCCAUAAUUAGGGUGCUCACGGCAUCCGCCCAUGUGUGAAAUCCAGGGCAUCACUGUUUGCUUUAACUAGCCGUUGGGGGUGGGAAUCAUUUUGUUCAUGCAAUACGGUUAGCAGUGCACCAGUGUUGGAAGGAUAACAUAGAUUCUUACAGAGAUGUCCACUGAGCACAACUGUGUGUAUGGAGGAAUAGGCAAAGUUAUCCUCUGAGCUGACCUUUUGUUGAUCUCUCCUGCUCCAACCGAUACCAUCAAGUCCAUAGCACUUACAAGCAUGAGGCCUGUGACUCUUUUGCUGCUUCACCAUAGCAUUGGAAAUGCUGUCAUAUACUCUCUUACACUAUGGUUUUGUGAGCCUUGGAAAUGGUGGCAUUUGAAAACUUUAAGGGCAGUUUUUAGUACAAAUUCCUAGCAUACUCAACCGGGAUGGUUAGCACCCCCCCCCCCAAAGAAUGUGUGCCCUAUCCAAAACUUGAGGAUGAUAAGGAGAUUGGAAUCUUGCCUGACCCUACCAGUUAAUCUGAAUUCUGUGCAUUGGAUGAUGUCAUGUUUGCACCGGGACCUCUGCAUGUAAAGUCCACCCUUUGGGGCUCCAAUUACAUAAACUGCACACCUUGAUUUUGUGGCAGUCCCAGUCUCCCUCGCUAUACAUAGCCGGUGUACCCUUGAACAGCAUCAUGAAGGUACCUUGUAGUUCAAGGCUGGGUUUAUACUGUUCGCUUAAAUUAAACACCUGUAUUCCAACAUUUUACCUGGCUUCUCCGGUCCUGUGGGCCUGACUCGCUACCCCAUCUCCCUUGUCAGGACUUUUUGGGGAGGAGGAUGUGGGGGAAGACCUCAAGGUGCUACAGUUGACUUGAAGCCCAUUGUGUGUAGGGGCGAGGGAUGGAUUCCAGGAAGCAAAGGGCUCCUGGGGGCAGGGAAUGUCCACGGAUGAAAUCAAACAUUGCACUGCAUUGCUUCUAGGGCAGCUGAAGAAGCCUUUGUGAACGAUGUUGACGAAUCUUCCCCAGGCACUGAGUGGGAACGUGUGGCUCGGCUCUGUGACUUUAACCCCAAGUCAAGUAAGCAGGCAAAGGAUGUGUCCCGCAUGCGCUCGGUGCUGAUUUCACUCAAGCAGGCUCCGCUGGUUCGCUGAAGGGGAAAGCGCACGCCACACUACAAAUGCAAUAUCUUUAACUUUACUCAGAGAAGCUGUGUUUGCAGUAAUUGGAUUAAUUAUGUUUCAAUGUUUUUUGGGGUUUUUUUUUGUUUGGGACCAAACCUCAUGACGUACUUAGAGUUUGAUCAUUGUUUUGUGAUUGCAUGUUUUUUUUUCUCCUCCUCCCCCUUAUCCGUGUCCUCCUGGUUGUACAUUACUGGGAAGAGACGUCAAGAACUGUAGUCUUUGGGCUGUCUGGCGCAGAGACUUCACUUUCAGCUGUACUGAAAAUUAAAGAUCUGUUUAAGCGGCACUCUUGUGUGGGAUUUAAUAAGUCAA
Podarcis lilfordi (Lilford's wall lizard) is the source of this 25765-nucleotide messenger RNA. The record is from the annotation of a GenBank genome assembly. Lineage: Eukaryota; Metazoa; Chordata; Lepidosauria; Squamata; Lacertidae.